GGAUAUAAAUGCUGGCGCGCUACCACAUUGUUGAAUUAUCGUUUGUUUGAAAACUCGAAGCGUAAGUAGUGCCGGUUGGUCAGUGCCACCAUGCGGUCGUCAGGAAAGACGGCUUUGUGCGUUCUCUUAAUUACAGGUUUCACUUUCACCGCAAACGCAAGCGGGGCGAGGCAAGUAACCCUUAAUGCGGGUGAGAACCUCCAAACAUCGAUUUUGACCUUAAAUGACAUUGUAGUCGGAUGUUACCUGACCACUCCUAAUGGCAAUGAAAUCGAAUUCAAGCCUCUAAAUCAUUCCAACGACAAAUACCAACUGUUAGAUGACACCGACUUUGUUAAAUGUCAAGUUACAGUUAAAAACCUUGACAGUAAUGACAAUGGACUUUGGGUACUCCGAUCUGUGUCGGAUGCGGGCAGCUCUCGCACCGAAUCUUACCAAGUGACAGUCGUCUCUACAGAAGGUACAACUGAUACAGCUAACACAGAUAACAUAACGACUGAUGAAUCUUCAAAAGAAAUUCUAACAACACUUUCAACUGGGGAAUUAUAUGAAACAACAAUCGCACAAGUAACUGAAGCAGUCCAUGAUACAACAGCAAAGGAUGACGUCACCGCUGUAGAUAUAGAACAUGUAUAUAUUAGAACAAAACUUGGAGAAACACACACACUAAUGAUCCCGGAAGACGAUUUUUUGAACAAUGAGAAAUGUUAUUUAGUAAAACCAGAUGGAACACAAUACGAUUUUGAAGAUAUGCAUAUAUCUGAUGUGGAAAUUAUAAACUAUAUUACAGUAGCAUGUGGUAUUAAAAUAUAUGUAUCAACAGAAGAAAUGCUCGGACGAUGGACUUUAAUUUCACGAGGCACAAGAAGUGCUGAAGUUGUUGAAAGACGUUUACCGUUUACUAUCUUCUUAGAAGAACCUACAAGUGAAAUACCAAAUACAGACACAACAAAGUCAGUGGAAGAAACUUCGAAAGAUUCAACACAAAAAGAAAACUUUGAUACAACGAUUGCAGAAUUACCAAAAGAAACAACCGAAAAAGCAUACACGACUGAACGCAUUUUAGAUACUACGACAAAGAAAAUAGAAGAUAUCAUAAACAUUGAUCCUGGAUAUUUUGUAACUAAAAUCGGUGAAACGCAUAAAGUAAAAAUUCCUGAAUACGAUUUUUUGAAUAGCAACGAAUGUUACAUUAUAACACCGGGAGGAGAACGCCAUGAUAUAGAACAUCUCCAGUUAUAUGGAAUAGAAGCAAUUACUGAUUAUAAUGUAGCUUGUGGAGUAAAAGUCCAUAUAGUAUCUGAAGACAUGGUGGGAGAUUGGAUGCUAGUCUCACGAGCUACACGAUUCAGCACAGAGGUUGUAGAAAGAAGAUUGCCGUUUACAAUCGUCAUAGAAGAAAUAGUAAAUGCUUUACCAAGUGAGAUAACGAUUAUGGAAGGUAAAGAUAUUUAUAUACGUCUAGAAGAUGCUACUUCUUUCCAUGCUACGUGUAAGCUGGUAGAUGGUCGUGAUGAAGAACGUGUUGAUGUAGAAAGAGAUGCAAGAUAUGUUGACACUUGCGGUUUCAUUGUAAGAAAUGCCACAACUAAUGAUUCCGGCUUCUGGAAGAUAUCGUAUGGAGUAAAAACUAUUUAUAAGGCAUGGGCUCGCGUCACUGUUUACGGUCACAGCGAUCCAUCGUUGCAAACGCACUUCACAUGGACUCUGGAUAGGCCAGUGAGCCAGUUAAUGGGACCUGAAGGCACAGUCUACUGCAGACUCGUAGAUGCCAGCCACAACACAGUGUUCGAUGGCUUCGGCAGAUGUAAUGUAACAUUGUCAAGAGUGUCCAACGAACAUGCUGGUAACUGGAAGAUGCACAUUGGUCUGCAGGGACGAGUUCUAACUGACGAAUACGAUGUUCACGUGUCUAUUAGGAGAGCAGAUCCUAAGCCUGCGGUAUCAACAUCAGUGGCCACCAACAAGCCAACAGUAACACUCACGUGUUCUGUGGCGAGCGCAGAAACUCUACGAUCUUGCAAGUUCCGUGACCCCGCAGGUCGUAUCCUACUCGCCACUCCUGGAGUUGGUGAAGGGCGGUAUACCUUCCACGGUAACAGUGCUAGCUCUGUAUCUGGAGAUCGCCGCUUGGAGUGCGGUAUUCAGAUCACGGAUCCUUUGAUCAGCGAUUUGGGUCUGUGGCGCUGCGCCAUGGAGACCGACUCUGAUAAUUACUACGGCUUCCUUGCGGCGCUCUGCCCCUGGGCCAUGCGGGACCCUGAAGUCGCUGCCAGUGUACGAUCUGAACCAGUAUUGGAAGCUGAUAGUGAGACGGUGUCGGGACUUGAGGGUGAGAGUAUGACCAUGUCGUGCUCGGUGCAGUCACCCAUCAGGUACUGCUACUUCAGAGCGCGCAAUGGAACCACAUUCUCCAUUAGUCCCGGAGAAUCGUCAGGAGCUAUGGAGUACGCGGGAGCUGGCUUCGAUGCUGGCGAAUGUUCGAUUCGCUUCUCGAACCUUCUGGCGAGUGACAGCGGCCGCUGGAGCUGCCAUGUCGGCUUCCUUGACCACCAACAGCCGGAGCAGAGCGCGCAGUUCGCAUUGACUGUACAAGAUACGUUGGUCGCCGAGCAGAGAAUGGAUAAAGGCGCCCUGAUUGUGACUGGACGUGUGUACGACGACCGCGCAUUAGACUACUGCAGAUUCGUGCGCAUUGAUGGACUGGGUUUCACGACGGACAACCUGCCUUCGGGCUACAGAAGCGACAGUUUGCUGACUGUGGGUAGAUGUGAGAUCCGCAUCCCCAACCCGUCAGUGCUGGAGCGGCACCCGUGGACGGUGGCCGCGCGCGUGCAGGGCAUGACCUUCGAGUACUCGCGGCAGACCAACCACUCCCUACAAAUGCCUGAAGCCGGCGGUGAUGAAGAUAACACCAUUGUUAUUUACCGCUUCCCAUUCUCGUGGAUCUUCAUCAUCGUGAUAGGGUUGUCGCUUAUCAUCAUCGGUAUCCUGGUCGGUCCCAAGAGGAACAGAAAGUGGACUUACGCGAAGGCUUCCACCUUCAGGGAGAGUUUCCGACGCAGCUUCACAAGGAAGGCAGCCAGCGAACAAACAGUUCCAAAGAAGAACACGCCCAUGUCGGCUUAAAUUUAUUAUAUGUUAAUCACGUGUUAAAAUAUUUACGCACCCCUAUUGUGAUAUUAAUAGUUUGAAAUUUUUGUAACCACAUUGUUGAUUAAUUAAAGUUUUCACGUUUUCCA
Molecule: messenger RNA, 3242 nt
Organism: Papilio polytes (common Mormon)
Lineage: Eukaryota; Metazoa; Arthropoda; Insecta; Lepidoptera; Papilionidae
Exons: 13
Coding region: 91-3129 (1012 amino acids)
Source: RefSeq, a predicted model, not a curated record